GAGGCCGUCGCGGUCGCGAUGACGUAGCAGGCGCAUGCGCACUCUGUCGUCGGUGCUGAGGCGCUGAGGGGUCCGUGGGUGGAAGGCUUUUGUUAGCAUUUUUAGAGUCAUCAGCACCUUCUGACUGGGAAAAGAUGGUCAACGUCUUGAAAGGAGUGCUUAUAGAAUGUGACCCUGCCAUGAAGCAGUUCCUGCUGUACUUGGACGAGUCAAAUGCCCUCGGGAAGAAGUUCAUCAUUCAGGACAUAGACGACACGCAUGUCUUCGUGAUCGCAGAGUUGGUCAGUGUCCUCCAGGAGCGAGUAGGCGAGUUGAUGGACCAGAAUGCCUUUUCUCUUACCCAGAAGUGAAAAUAUUAGAUGCUGACCCCUCGGGAAUUAAAAGUAACGAGUGCGAGAGGCUGUCGCCUUUCACUGUCUUACGUGACCGCUUUGGUUUGCAGAAUUGCUUAGAAGCAUUUCAUGGGGAAGACGGGAGUACCGUUUGUUCAUAAAAAAGCCCCUGAACUGACUUUCUUGUGCUGUCCCCCCCUCCAGUGUAUAUACCCUAGAAGUUAAAAAAAAUUUUAAUUGGCUUUUAUUUACGUUUAUUAAAACAUAAAUGUAAUUGGUUUUCCUACCUUUUAA
Molecule: messenger RNA, 626 nt
Organism: Odocoileus virginianus texanus
Lineage: Eukaryota; Metazoa; Chordata; Mammalia; Artiodactyla; Cervidae
Gene: GTF2H5
Product: general transcription factor IIH subunit 5
Biological process (GO): transcription by RNA polymerase II; nucleotide-excision repair, preincision complex assembly; nucleotide-excision repair
Cellular component (GO): transcription factor TFIIH core complex; transcription factor TFIIH holo complex
Source: RefSeq, a predicted model, not a curated record